Neodiprion virginianus is the source of this 3016-nucleotide messenger RNA. RefSeq lists its product as uncharacterized. Gene Ontology annotation, cellular component: ribonuclease P complex. The coding region runs from base 1 to 582 and encodes 193 amino acids. NCBI's taxonomy places the organism in Eukaryota, Metazoa, Arthropoda, Insecta, Hymenoptera, Diprionidae. Gene Ontology annotation, biological process: tRNA 5'-leader removal. The transcript is spliced from 4 exons. Gene Ontology annotation, molecular function: ribonuclease P RNA binding. The record is from RefSeq and is a predicted model, not a curated record.
AUGCAUAUGAACGUAACUCCGCAUGGAAUUACGUGUAAACGCGAGAACCUGACAGACACACGUCAAUCUUUCGUGCAUGCUUGCGUGUUGAAUCAACAGAUUGAAUCAGGGAGGAUUGCUUCAACUUGUACAGUCGUGUUUUGCCCCGAGUAUGUGACUGUACGUGUGAAUCCAGGUGACAAAUCUGACAAAUGUUUGAUACUGAAACCGACUGUUCUUCAUCAUGCAAUACAGCAAAAAGUUGAACUUAUGUAUGGCGAUUUUGGACUUUCUGCCAUAAAAUCUGGCUUUAAUGCUAAAUAUUUCAAUCACCAUACAAGGAUUGCGUUAAUUAAAAUUCGACAUGGACCACACAGACUUGUCAUUGAUUCGGUCCGUGCUGUCAGUGAAAUUGACAGUAAAAUUGCUUCCCUCGACAUUAUUUAUGUUGGGGCUACAAUGAAGCACUGCUUUCAAUUUAUCCAAAGAUAUCAGCGGAAAAAAUUAGAAAAGAUGUGGACGAGCCUGAAAAACUAUGAGAAGAAAACGGAAAUGAAAGAUGAUCUAAUGACAAUCACACCGAUUAUGAAAGAAUUCAAAUGAAGUAAAUACAUCCAGUCAUAUCUUUUUUUUUUUUUUUUUUUUUGUUUCGAGCAUUUUGGCACUCUAAUUUUUUUUUUUUAAAGCAAUGGAACAAAUGUAUGCGCUGAAUAUUCCAUGAAUUAGCAGGAUACGUUUUCUAUUAAUUGUGCUCUGAAGAAUUCAAAGAAAACAUCUAGGACAUCAUAGAGCAACCAGCUUUCACGAACAACUGCAUUGAUGCCUGAAGUAGAAAAUCUGUCAAGCUGAUUUAAAAAAUAAAGGUGAAUUCAUUUCACCUCUCAACCUGAUUUUAUCCUGAUAGGCUGCAGAGGAUAAUUAGAGUUGAACAGUAUUUUCUGUGACUCUGAUUUAUUGUUACACAAAGAACAACAACUGGAAACAACCGAAAAGUUGCUGUUCGUGCAAUAACGAAUAACAUUCUAAAGGACCCCUACAAGGGAAAAAUCAAUAGAUACCACGAGGCUUGAAUUCAGUUAAAUCUAACUAAUCAAACUGUAUGUUUUAGAGCCAAAUACAAAUCAUUGAAUGCUUGUCACAGGGAUAUGUUAUUUUAUUCAUACUGUUUUCAAGGGAUCGGUGUCCAAGAGUGAUAGGCUCACUUUGACAGAUUCACCUAGAAGCUGGCGUAAUUUUAUAGCAAAUAAUUUCAGGAAGCCUCGUUCUGAAUCUGAAUGAUUGGUGAGUAUAACAUUAGCUCCAAGAUGAAUGGCAUCCAAAAUAUCAUGGUGUAACAUCUCGCCUGUAAUGUAGAGGUCUGCCCUCACACCUUUUAAAACAGAUGAACCAGAGCCCGCACAGACCGCUAUCGAAGUAAUCAUGUCAUCUGUAAAAAUGAACCGAGUAAGGAAUUAAUUAGCGACAACAAACUUAUGGUAGAUACUGUGAGUCAUUAAAAACGAUUACUAUCAUACAAAAACGUCUGUAUGAUAUGCCAGUCGAACAUAGACAUUUAUAUAUUUCAAUUGAAGUACUAAUGACAGCAAGACAAUAUGUGACGAGUUAUUUAAAUUAUGGCAUGUCACACUGUGAAUUACUCUUGCAGAAUGAUUCACAUCACACAUAGUAUUAAAGUUUGAAACCUAAAUUUCGGAUGUUCAGAAAUUACAUUUUGACGUCACUAAAAGUUUUUUUUCUUCUAUAUUAUUUGAACACGAUAAUCAGUCAGUAGACUUCCUUAGUCCGGAAAUAAACGUGCACUAGAGAGGACGAACGAAAAUCGCGCUCCGCCAACUUCGAGCAUUGGGUCCUCUAUCUCCUAGGUACUGCGCUUCAGGUCCUCUACCUGGUGAAUUUUAAUUUCCAGAACUAGCGCUCCGUAGUUCCGGGGCUCCAGGUUUUAUACCUGGUGAAUUUCAACUUUUACGACUAGAGCUCUGUAGUUCCUGGGCUCCAGGUGUGAGAACUUAUCUUGUCUUAGUAAAUUAAUCAUGUGUAUUAAUAAAUAAAUGCGGAUAAUCACAUUCAUCGUGUCCCUUUGUAGAGUACUGCAAUGUCAUCGUUUAUAUUAAUAAGUUGCAAAAUUUCAAACGACACACCUGUUUUAUUUUAAGGACGUACAGACUGAGGUGAUUCGAGGUAUAUGUACAUUUUUUCGUGCAUUUAUAGGUUCUCAAAGAUAUUAAGACAUUGUAUCAUCCAAAUAUUCAAAGACCUACUGAAAACGCUCACCCAAUCUAUUUAACGAUCCUAGCAAGAGCACCAGCAUAACGCUAAUUAUGUAGUCAUAUAUACCUAUAUGACAAUAUAUAUUGUAAUGAUAUAUUUUCUUAAAAUUGAAUAUCUAUUUACAACGUCAUUAUCUAGACAUGCAGAUUCACCAGGUAGACUAUUAUAUAUACUUUACAUAUUACGAUGUAUACGAAUACAACUGUCAAGUAGUCAGUUAAAUUUCACUAUUUUACGAAUAUAUGGUAAACCGUCAACAGUAGAUCUUAUCCAAUGGAGUGAGCGAGCGCAGCGAGCGAACGAGUACAAAAAUCAGCUAUACAAGGCAAACUGACCCCGAGCGAGCUUUACAGCUAGUUUUAUAUUAUUUAGAAAAAUUACUUGGACCUAUUGAAAUUUUGUGAACCUCCCAUUCGAUGGAUUUCAGAGACUACAUAACUUUAAUUGGUUACGUAUUAAUAAUGUAAGUUUUAUUUGCCGUAUAAGGAUGCAGAAAUUCAUGUACGUAAGUACAAUACUUGGGUGGUCCUUACUUGUGGGUCGAAAAACAAAGCAGGCCAUAAAAAAAAAAUUUGGUUGUAAUAUUUAUAUUAUAUCAAUUUGUUUUUUUUCUGUUCAAUAUCCUAUUAUUUAAGAAACACCGGUAAGAAUGUCUGACUUGUUUAUACUUUCACAAUUCGUGUAUGACAAGAAAAAAAAAGUUCUUCGCCGGAAUUUCUUUUCAUGUGCUUGUGGAGGCAAGUGAUCCCAUUGAUGUAUAGGCUUGAAA